Messenger RNA from Hylaeus volcanicus, 4819 nucleotides. It is a transcript of the gene gry, whose product is annotated as trafficking protein particle complex subunit 11. The record is from RefSeq and is a predicted model, not a curated record. NCBI's taxonomy places the organism in Eukaryota, Metazoa, Arthropoda, Insecta, Hymenoptera, Colletidae. The transcript has 21 exons. Gene Ontology annotation, cellular component: cytoplasm. Bases 1353 to 4628 code for a protein of 1091 amino acids.
AUCAGGAGCACAUGAUGUGCGAAGAGGUGGCACGUUUGCGCCUACGGACAGGCAACCGGUCCGACAGAUCUGCUAGUAUAGGUUGCCUGCUUCAAGGGGCUAAUUUUCUGUACGUUUUGUUCAUGUUACCUGUGCGACGAGGUGGCACGAGAAAUACAUGGUACGUAUCGAAAUUCUGAGGAAAUUUUACAUUUUACAUGAUACUCAAAGAAGUAGCAUAACUUUUAAUUAUAUAUCGAUACUUACCUCUCUUAUCAGGAGAACGUAAUGAGCGAGUAGGUAUCAUAAUUUUUAUUUUCUGCUCGAUACUUACCUCUUUUAUCAGGAGAACGUAAUAAGCGAAUAGGUAUCAUAAUUUUUAUUUUCUGCUCGAUACUUACCUCUUGUAUCAGGAGAACUUAAUAUGCGAGUUGGUAUUAUAAUUUUUAUUUUUUGUUUGAAACUUACCUUUUGUAUGGGGAGAUCAUGAUGAACGAAGAGGUGGCACUAAUCGAAUUUGGCUCGAAUUUUACUUCUGAUAUUAUAAGAACAUGAUAUUCGAAGAGCUGGAAUAAGUUUUAAUUCUAGCUCGAAACGUACCUUUUGUAUCAGAGUCACAUGAACAAAGAGGGAGAUCGAAGGAAGUUUGAUUUCUUCUAUCUCUGGGUCUCCAGUCGCAGCAACCUCCACGUGGUGAGACCUGGUAAUCGGUAUUAUUCGUGACGAACAAUGCCGCAAACUUCUAAUAAGAUCUUUAGUUAUAAAUAGUGCAAAGUGUAAAGUGUAAUCUGCAAAAGUGUAAAGUGCAAACGUGUAAAGUGUAAAGUCAAAAGUGUAAAGUCAAAAGUGUAAAAUAUAAAGUGUAAAGUAAAAUUAGCUUUAGAUUAGCAGGGACAACAUUCAGGAGCCGUAGCUGGAUUAGUGGUCCGCAGUGGGGAUGGUUUCUGUGCAUUUAUCGUUAUAAAAAUUUGUGCGUAUAAAAUUUUACUCUAAUAACAAAAAAAUGUUCCGUUACAACUGGGUCUUAGUGCGUCAUGAAGCAAUGAAGGGGUUUUCUGAGAAAAAAAAUAUCCUGUCCGCGGAAAAUCGUUAAGUGUGGUACAGCAGGUGGCGGUUCGCGAUCAGUUAGUUUAGUUAGUUAGAUUUUCAAUCUCUCCAACUCUUGCGUGUUCGUGAAGUCUGUAAAUUUUUAACGGACAAAUUGAGUACAAGAGUGUUAGUGUUCGUGAGUAUAAUAUUAGGGAAAAUUUAAAAAAAAUGGAUAAUGAACCGCAAGCGUCCACGUCAGGAAUCAUCGAGGAAAAAAAGAGGACAUUAUAUUUUGUUCCUUACUGGGAUCCAAUGGUACCCUAAAUUCUAAGCAAUCCGUAAUUAUGUUUGAGUUACCAGCAGAAUUAACAACCAAGCCAUUAGCUCUCAUUGGCUUGACUGGCUUAGAUAUUACAAAUCCUGUACAUCGUUCAAUUUGGGAUGCAUUCAGUAAUAAUCGUAGAUUGGAAGUUUCUGCUAUUCAAUUUACAUUACUUAACCUUACACAUGAAUUUCCUACAGUAAAACCCAAGCGUAACUCAUAUGAAUGGUAUAUACCCAAAGGAAUAUUGAAACGUAAUUGGAUGAAUAAAUACCUUAAUGAAGUUCCAGCAGUUGUGGUUGUAUUUUAUGAUUUAGAUUGGAAUGAUCCUCAAUGGAAUGAGAAAAAAAUGGAAUGCGCUUCUAGAGUACAAACACUUAGAAAUGCUUUGGAAGGCAGAAGUACAAAAAUAGCUGUUGUACUCAUACAGCAUUGUACACAACCACCACCAGGUUCAGAAGAUGCUUUAGCAACUGAACGUGGUACGGCUGUUUGUGGAGCUUGUGAACUACCUCCAAAAUUAUUAUAUAUUUUACCUCAUGGAGAUCACUUAUUAGGAUAUACAUCUAGAUUAGAAAGUGCAUUAUACGACCUAGCACAGAGCUUUUAUCAUCACGAGUAUCGUAUUGUAAAAGGACAUAGAGAUCAACUUAAUAAAACUGUACAUCAACACCUAUUUGUACGUCAUCAGUUUAAAAUGGCAUUUUUAAAUGAACUUAAACAGGAUCAAAAUGUGGCUAGAAGGCACUAUGAGCAAGCAUAUAAUAAUCUGUUGGAGAUAAAAAUGACUGACACAAAUGCAAUGGAAGUUAAAACUAUUGUUAGUUUCAUAAACUAUAAAUUAUGUAAAAUAAUGUUCAAUUUAAAUGUUCCGAAAGAAGCUAUAUCACAAUUCAGACUUUAUACCGAUAGAUUCAAAUUGAAGACUGGUCUAAAGGAGCUUAUGUUUGAACAUCAUGCAUGGAUGUGUAGUCAAUUUUCUACAUUCGCAGAAUUAUUUGAUGGCGCUAUUCGGCAGGGACUUCCCGCCGUUCAAACCCAGCAUCCCGGAUAUUACUUUCAAUCAGCGGCUCAACACGCAAGCUUGAGGCAAACAGCUUGCAAAGAACUCUGUCAGAAUGUUGACAGUUAUCCAGAACCAGACCCUUUAGCUGGAGAAGACAAACUUGAAUUUUAUGGACAACGACCAUGGCGACCUGGAAAAUUAAGCGCUGAACCCACGGAUCCAGUGAAAGAAGCCAUUGCUAUACAGGCUUUGCAGUACAAAGAAAAGCAUACGGUCGAUCAUUCCAAAAUAAUUAUUGGGCUUUUAGGACAUGCAAUUUCACAAUUCAAAGUGUAUAGAUGUCCAAGGAUGAGAAGAGUAUUAGUGGUACAAAUGGCCGAGGAAUAUUAUAAUUCAAAGGAUUACGGAAAAGUUCUUACAUUAUUGAUGCACAUGUUGUGGGAAUAUCACGGUGAACGGUGGCCCGUUUUAAUCACAAAUAUCUUAAAGAAUGCGUUACGAGCGGCUUACCUAUCCACGAGUAUCCAAGACUACAUCACGUUAGCAUUCGAAGCGCUGGGACCUUCCACUACGUUUUCGGAAGAUUACAAAGUCGCUGUUUAUAAUAACAUUAUCAAUAUUCUUCACAAGAAACCACCAAAUCCGGAGCCCGAUUUACCCGACGAUGUAAAACAUUCUGCGUUAGAUAAGUGGGUAAUGGAUCUCAAUCAAUCAGAACCAAUUGUCUUUACAAUUGACGAUAAUAAUAUGAGUUCGUUUGUAGAAGUUAAGGCCCGAUUCUUGCAAGCAAAAUAUGCUGUUAACUCUACGGUCAGCGUAGAAGUCAUUAUUAGGAAUUCAUAUAGCAAUACUAUAGCGUUUUCUAAAGUAUCGAUAACGAUUGGUAGUCCAGGUUAUAAUUCAGAAUUUACUGUUACUGAUGCUGAAAAUAGUAAUCUUAUUUUUCAUGGAAAAGAAACGAAGAAAUUUCUUCACCAAUUUCAAGCGCCACAGCAAAGCGAUGGUAGCGAGAUACGCAUCACCACUAUUUCAUUAUACAUGGGUAGUGAUACCGUUUGUUGUAUUGUUUUGCGAUUUUCGGCUGUGGGAAGAGAAACAAAUUUUUUGAGUCGAUUGUAUCCUGAAAUACAACAACUUCGCAGAGGAGAAUUUGAAACAAUACAACCGCUAGUCAAUGCAGAAAUAAAACAAGAAGAGUCUAGUCUGAAUAUAAGUGCUGAAUCCAACAACCCAGCACUUUUAGGAGAAUGGCUUCCCAUUCAAAUAUCUGUUGUUGCUAAUGAAAACAUAGUAUCGGCACUUUUAUGCGUGUCACUUGUAUCCGAUGGAGCAAAUGAACAAUCAACUGAAUUAAGUUUAACAAUGCUUAACAAACAGUCGUUAAUAUCGAUACCAAUUGAUAAUCUAGAGAAGAAUUGCAUCACUAAUAAAACUGUAUAUUUAAGAGCCCAUAAAGUUGGCGAUAGAAAUAUUCACAUAAAGGUUGAGUACUCGAGAUCUGAACAAAUAAAAGGAACUAAAGAAUUGACGUAUUCGUUGUCAGUUGCAAAGCCAUUCGAAGUUUUGACAUUAUUUUACACUACAUUUUUCGAACCGCUACCGAAAGGUUUCGUUAACGAACCUUUCAUACUAAUGCCUCACAUUUCUUGCGUUUCUCCGUGGCCUAUAAACAUUAUUAGCACGUCCAUAGAGUUAGGUGAUUCUAUAGAAAAGGAAACUCAAAAUGAAUCGAUUUCCGCUUUAGCGGGUAUUACACUUUCCGAAGGUGAAACAGGUACGGAUUCGUAUUGUUUGUUACCAAAGGGUGGUGGUGAGCAACCUAUGAGUACAGGAGUAUACACCAUCAAAUGGAAACGUGCAAACGACGAGAAUGCAUUAGAAACUAGCAGCAGUGUAACUUUAGCUCCUUUAUGGGUCGAGGAUGCAAUCAUCGGUUUAGAAGCUAAAUUGCCAGCCCAUGGUUGGGUUCGUACGCCGCUACUCGUAUCGUACUUUAUAAAAAAUCAUUCCGAUUAUAUGAUAACAUUGCGAUUGACCAUGGAAGCUAGCGACGCGUUUAUGUUUGCUGGUCAUAAACAAAUCGAUAUUUACAUACUUCCGAAAAAUGAAAGGAAAGUCGAAUGGAUAUUACGGCCACUGGUGGCUGGCUUUGUUCAACUUCCAAGUUUAUCUUUAACAGUUCCUGCUGACGAGGAACACAAAUUAAGUAAAGCGCGACUUCUGGAGGUUAUAGAGCGAUCAUUACCAAGUCACAUAUAUAUCCUGCCAACAUCACAAACCAUAGAAGAGUAAAUGAACCGAUAAGAAGAUAUACAAAUUUCACAACUUCUAUUAAAAUGUAUUAUUGAAACGUUAGAUAUACAUACAUAUAUUGCACAUAAAUCGUAAAUGCAAAAGCAUUUCAUAUUUAGGAUUAUGAAUGUCAUCUAUCAAAUGUAAUUUAUUUAUGUUACUUCAACGUGUAAUAAAAAAUAUUGAAAUAU